AUGUCGCCAGUCAAGCCUUUCAGGGUUGAUAUUCCCCAGGAGCGCCUCGAUCGCCUCAAGCAGAAGCUCGCUACCACGGACUUCCCCACCGAUAUAGAGGGGUCCGGCUGGGAGUAUGGCGCCCCUCUUGCUGACGUGAAGCGCUUGGCGACGUACUGGCAGAACGAGUUCGACUGGCGCAAGGCCGAGGCCGAAUUGAACAAGAUGCCUCAGUUCACCACCAGGAUCGAGCUCCAAGGUUUUGACCCGAUUGACCUGCACUUCGUCCACGCCAAGAGCCCAAACCCGGGCGCCAUCCCGCUGCUGUUCUGCCACGGAUGGCCCGGAAGCUACGACGAGAUUGAGAAGAUGCUCCCGCUGCUGCUGGACGGCGGCAAGGACCAUCCAUCCUUUGAUGUGGUAGCCCCGUCCAUGCCCAACUAUGGCUUCUCGUCCCGGGUCAGACAGCCUGGCUUUGGCACCCGCGCAACGGCGGAAGUCUUCCAGAAGCUCAUGGUCAACGUGCUAGGCUACCACGAGUAUGUGACACAGGGAGGCGAUGUCGGGUACGCCGUGACGAGAUACCUGGGCUUUCUGUACCCCCAGAACUGCAAGGCCAGCCACUACAACUUUCCCUUUCCAAAGGAGCCCGCCGACGACCACUUUCCGGAGCUGGCCAAGAUCUACCGCGAGACGGAGAGGACGGAAGCGGAGAAGGAGGGCUUCGAACGUUCCAGAUGGUUCCGGGAGGAAGGUAGAGGGUACUACGGCGAGCAUUCGACCAAGCCGCAGACGCUUGGUUACAGCCUGACCGACUCGCCUGUUGGACUCCUAGCUUGGAUCUAUGAGAAGCUGCACGACUGGACCGACGACUAUCCCUGGACCGAGUACGAGGUCUGCAAGUGGAUAAGCAUCUACUGGUUCAGCACGCCUGGGCCCUUGCCGUCGCUCUGGGUAUACUACGACAGCGUGCACACUUCAGAUAAGACUAGACAGGAGAUCGGAUCCAUGUACUUGAAGGACGUCAAGAUUGGCUGCACCAAGUUUCCGAAAGAGCUGAUCGUCCUGCCUGCCUUGUGGAACAAGACUCUGGGCGAUCUAGUCUUGAACAAGGAAUACGACAGUGGUGGUCACUUUGCAGCUUUUGAGCGCCCUAAGGAGCUUGCCAGCGACAUCAGGGAGAUGUUCGGCAGGGAUGGUGGAGCUCAUGGUGUCGUGAAGGGCAGGUCAGGAUUUGCCUAG
This is a messenger RNA of Truncatella angustata, 1221 nucleotides long. RefSeq names its product Alpha/Beta hydrolase protein. The coding region runs from base 1 to 1221 and encodes 406 amino acids. Gene Ontology annotation, biological process: epoxide metabolic process. Gene Ontology annotation, molecular function: epoxide hydrolase activity. The transcript has a single exon. The record is from RefSeq and is a predicted model, not a curated record. Lineage: Eukaryota; Fungi; Ascomycota; Sordariomycetes; Amphisphaeriales; Sporocadaceae.